UGAAAUGUGAAGUCAUUCAGUCAACACCGGUGUAAAAACCUGUAAGAGGACAGAAUGUUAACGCUCGUGUGUCUCUGUUUUCAACCAUGGAUACAGUUUUAUUAAUCGCGUUGUGUCUGCUUUUGGGAAGGACUUCAGGUGAGGGACUGCCUGAGCCCCAGAAUGUCCAUUUCUACUCACUGAACCUUGGAACCAGGGUGAGAUGGACACCAGGAGAUGGAGCACUCAAUGGAACUCUCUACACUGUGGAAUAUGCCAUUUAUGGCGAUGCAGAGGAGAGCAACAGUGAGCAGGUGAGAUGGAGGCAAGUAAAGCAGUGCACGUCCAUCACACAGACCGAAUGUGAUGUGUCUCGGGAGAUGUAUAACCUGCUGGAGGAGUACUACGCCAGAGUCAGGGCUAUCAGCCCAGACACACAAUCCAUCUGGACCGAGAGUGAAUCCAGGUUCAGACCCAUGUUUGACACGAUUCUUGGACCUCCACUGGUGGAAGUGACUUUGGUGCAAAACUAUGUGAAUGUCACCAUAAAGGGUCCUUUCAGGAAAACGAAGAGGUCAAAGAAAGACAAAUCCCUGUGGAAAAUCUUCCCGCACAUGAUCUAUAAUGUCUCUGUGUACAACAGCAAGAGCAAACACACGCAAUACUUCCUUCUUAAAAAUGGUAACUUGACUCUGGGCCCUCUGGAAUUCUCCACACAUCUCUGCGUUGUGGCUCAGGCACAGUCCCAGUCCUUCCCUUUGGCCACCAAACCCAGUGAACGGAUGUGUGCUGAAACACCCAAAGGCUUCAUGGUGGAUUUCAUUGCUGUUCCAGAUCCAUUUAAAGAUCAGCUGCUGACGGCCAUGUUGGGAGGUGUGUUACCAUCUGCCCUCUGUCUGUGUAUACUCGCUGUGUUGGGCGGCUUCAUUCACUGCUACAUCAAUGACCACAGACAGACUCUGCCCAAGAGCACGGAUAUGGUGCAUGCAAGUGAAAACCUUCAAACUUUCCAACCUGAAAGGCCCACAACUAUCAACCUCAACCUGAUUGGACUGGAUGGGAUCAGAGUAGAAUUUCCUGUCGCUCUGCUACAGCCUGACUCUGGGAAAUGUUCCUCAGAUGGCGAUGCCCAGGCCCUGCCUCUGCCUGCUGCAGUAGAGCUGCCUGUGUCUUAUGCACAGCAGCAUGUGCCAGCUCCAAACAGUUCUAGUGUGGUUUCCGAAGACUGGCAGGUCGAACGCUCUGCGAGUGAUGACUCUGAUCUGCAGCCGUGGCCACAGAAGCACAGUCAUGACGAAGCUGGAGAGUACGGCAUUGUAUUGCCAGCUACGCUUGAAAUAGAGGGCCCUUGUGGUGCUGAGGUUAAUCUUUACAGGACACAAGGCAAUAUGAUAGAGCCCAGACAGCUACAGGAUGAAAAGGAUGAAGAAGAAGAAGCACAAACAUUUUUGGAUUGGAGUCCCACGACCUGUGAACUGAAGAUCCCUCUGAUGGGGUUGUUAGGCUUAGAGGACGAGGCAGAGAUCGAGACUGAAGUAGUGAGAGAUGAAGUUCCACUGCUGCCUAAUGUCAUACUGAGACAGGUCUCAGAGGAGAGCUCAGAGCAGGAGGACGACUUCACCAAAAUGGAGAAAAACUGGGGCCUUGUUAUCCACAGUAACCCAGAAUAGAAUGUAACAGUAGAGAUCCAGAAUGAAAAAUCCAAUUCAUUUUCUCCAUAGAGAAACUGAUUUUGAGUAAUAAUUGAGGCUCCCUAUUUGAAGUGUUACAUGUGUGCAAUUAAUUAUAUAUAAAAAAAAAAAAAACAUAUUAGAACAUUUUAUGCAAUUAAUCAUGCUCCAAACCAGCAAAUACAUUCCAUAAUAAACACAGACCACCAAUUAAAAAUAGUGUAGAUGGAAUUAGACCAAUAAUAGGUUUAUGAUCAAUGAGAUGGAAAUAAAUCAAACAAUAUUUUCAAGCUUGAUGUACCACCUUGAUGCAGUAGGGGGCAGUCAGCGUGACUCCAGCUGUACAGACACCACAACGAGAGCAACAGACAGCAAAGCCUUCCACAGGUGACACACUCUUGUGCUCAAAGACAGCAGGACUGAGCACAAGAGAAGGCAGGGAUCACAAGACGUGUUUUUAGCUUGAAACAGUGUGCUAAAAACACAAAACUUAUGAGACACGACGCAAUGAAAUAUGAGACGCUCCGUCCAUCUGAUGCAUGAUUAUACAGACCACCAAUUAAAAAUAGUGUAGAUGGAAUUAGACCAAUAAUAGGUUUAUGAUCAAUGAGAUGGAAAUAAAUCAAACAAUAUUUUCAAAUUUAAUUUACUUGUGUGCCGCCACAAAAUAUGUAUAUUAUAUAAUAUAUUUCAAUAUAAUAUUUAUAUUAUAAUAUAAAAUAUUCAGAUAAUUAAAAUGCUUUACAUUCUUUUAGCAGAAGAGUUCAUCAUUGAUAAGACAAUAUAAAAGCGGCUUUAGAAUACAAUGUAUUGUUUACUACCAUAUUAUUGAUCAUAAGUCAGUCAUUGGCGUACAGUUCACAGCAAUCAAUUUCACAAGUGAAUUUAUCAAUCAGUUUGAGAUUUAUUGUGAGGGCUUGUUUAAGAGCCCGUCAAUCUACACCUGUGUCAGACAUGCUUGUGUAGCAUCUCGGGUGUGUUGCAUCAUAAACAUAAAAUGUUUAGGUCACUGUUUCAAGUUAAAUAUAGUUUAAUUGGAUUCUGGGAUUCUUGGAUUCUGAUCCAAGAUGGCGGCGCGGUAGCACGCAGCGGCCAUUCCGGAUCCACAAUGGUGCUAUUUUUGUUAAAAAAGCCAGACUUUUGCAACACAUGGACAUCAGAGCAACCGGUGUUCGUGUCUACCAUCGCCAGACACUACUGAAAUAUAAGACUCAUGCAAAAACCAAGCUGCAUGAUGACCUGCAGGAGGCGCUACGCGUACUCGGC
Messenger RNA from Xyrauchen texanus (razorback sucker), 2915 nucleotides. RefSeq names its product interleukin-20 receptor subunit alpha-like. The record is from RefSeq and is a predicted model, not a curated record. The transcript is spliced from 7 exons. Gene Ontology annotation, molecular function: protein binding. Lineage: Eukaryota; Metazoa; Chordata; Actinopteri; Cypriniformes; Catostomidae. The coding region runs from base 87 to 1649 and encodes 520 amino acids.